Episyrphus balteatus (marmalade hoverfly) is the source of this 749-nucleotide messenger RNA. RefSeq lists its product as uncharacterized. The record is from RefSeq and is a predicted model, not a curated record. NCBI's taxonomy places the organism in Eukaryota, Metazoa, Arthropoda, Insecta, Diptera, Syrphidae. The transcript is spliced from 3 exons. The coding region runs from base 90 to 647 and encodes 185 amino acids.
CAAUUUUAUAUCUAAUUGCAUUGGAACGAACAAAGCCGAUUUAAAGUUAAUACAAUUUCAAAAAGAUUGCAAAAAAAAAAAACAUUAAAAUGUCAUUUACACUGAAAUGUGGCAUUUUAUUAAUUGUGAUUUUGAAUUUAGCUCGAGCAGAUGAUGAUAAAUAUGAAAUGUUUGUUGAUAAAUUGGAAUUGAUCAAAGGAAAAGAGAUCCUAGCUGCAACCGAAAUCAAAGUUGAAAAAACUGGGCCAACUAAUUUUGUAUUCCGAGGAGAAGUUGAACAUUUUAAAGAAUUCAAUGACGAUUGGACGUUAGCUUUAAAAGUCUUCAAAGCCAAUACAGCCGAUGAAGGAUUUAAACCUUUGAUAAACUAUCCAACUAAAGGUACAAAGGGAGUAUGUACAGUUCUGAAAAAUGAAUACAAAAAGUUAUUCUACGACAGCAUUAAGGAUUGUUCUACAGCACCCCACUUUGACACAUGUCCAUUAAAAGAAGCCAAAUACACUUUUAAUGACUGUUCUUUCGAUGCAGGUGUUUUUAAGAAAUUCUUAAAUAAGGGUUACUACCUUAUUCAGGUGCAUUUAUCACAUUUGGAAGAAGCUGAUUUAGUGCAAUACGAUUUGUAUGCUCAUGUGGAAACUGACAAAUGAGUUGAAUUGAAUUAAUAAUAAUAAUUCAGUGUAGUUGCAUGUAAUUUUUUUAUUGGAAACUAGGUAACGGGGAUUAGAAAAUAAAAUUGACAAUAUUUUUGG